AACCCGCAGCGGCUCCCGGCUCACAGCGCUCCCGGCGAGGAGAGCGGGCGGACGCCGGGAGCAGGGCCGGUGCGGGCGGUAAGACAGGUGGAGGAGGCGCAGAAGAAGCGGAGCGAUCGGGACAUUGCAGCCAGCGGCGUCGGGGCAGCGGCCUGGGCGGCUCGCGCGUCCCCGGACCAGAUCCUUGCGCCCAGGGCGCACGGUGGAGAGGGACGCGGUGCGCGCCACCCGGCCGCCAUGGAGCCGAUCCCUUCGGCGGGCGCCGAGCUGCAGCAGGCACUCCUCGCCAACGCCUCGGACGCCUACCCUAGUGUUUUGCCCAGCGCGGGCGCCAAUGCGUCGGGGCCGCCGAGCGCACGGAGUGCCUCGUCUCUCGCCCUGGCCAUCGCCAUCACCGCACUCUACUCGGCCGUGUGCGCCGUGGGGCUGCUGGGCAACGUGCUUGUCAUGUUUGGCAUAGUGAGGUACACAAAGAUGAAGACAGCCACUAACAUCUACAUCUUCAACCUGGCCUUGGCCGACGCGCUGGCCACCAGCACGCUGCCUUUCCAGAGUGCCAAGUACCUGAUGGAGACGUGGCCCUUCGGCGAGCUGCUCUGCAAGGCCGUGCUCUCCAUCGACUACUACAACAUGUUCACCAGCAUCUUCACCCUCACCAUGAUGAGCGUGGACCGCUACAUCGCUGUCUGUCACCCCGUCAAGGCCCUGGACUUCCGCACGCCUGCCAAGGCCAAGCUGAUCAACAUCUGCAUCUGGGUGCUGGCCUCCGGUGUGGGCGUGCCCAUCAUGGUCAUGGCUGUGACCCGUCCUCGGGACGGGGCAGUGGUGUGUAUGCUGCAGUUCCCCAGCCCCAGCUGGUACUGGGACACGGUGACCAAGAUCUGCGUGUUUCUCUUUGCCUUCGUCCUGCCCAUUCUUAUCAUCACGGUGUGCUAUGGCCUCAUGCUGCUGCGCCUGCGCAGCGUGCGCCUGCUCUCGGGCUCCAAGGAGAAGGACCGCGGGCUGCGGCGCAUCACACGCAUGGUGCUGGUGGUGGUGGGCGCCUUCGUGGUGUGCUGGGCGCCCAUCCACAUCUUCGUCAUCGUCUGGACGCUGGUAGACAUCGACCGGCGCGACCCGUUCGUGGUGGCCGCGCUGCACCUGUGCAUUGCACUCGGCUACGCCAACAGCAGCCUCAACCCCGUGCUCUAUGCCUUCCUAGACGAGAACUUCAAGCGCUGCUUCCGCCAGCUCUGCCGUGCACCCUGCGGCCGCCCCGAGCCCGGCACCUUCAGCCGCGCGCGCGAGGCUACCGCCCGCGAGCGCGUCUCAGCCUGCACCCCGUCCGACGGCCCCGGUGGGGGGGCCGCCGCCUGAGCCCACUGCCCCGA
Messenger RNA from Ochotona curzoniae (black-lipped pika), 1370 nucleotides. It is a transcript of the gene OPRD1, whose product is annotated as opioid receptor delta 1. Gene Ontology annotation, molecular function: neuropeptide binding; G protein-coupled enkephalin receptor activity. Gene Ontology annotation, biological process: G protein-coupled opioid receptor signaling pathway; neuropeptide signaling pathway. Gene Ontology annotation, cellular component: neuron projection; membrane. NCBI's taxonomy places the organism in Eukaryota, Metazoa, Chordata, Mammalia, Lagomorpha, Ochotonidae. The record is from RefSeq and is a predicted model, not a curated record. The transcript has 3 exons. Bases 238 to 1356 code for a protein of 372 amino acids.